GGCUGCCGUGCGGGGCUCCGGCCUCACCUCCUGCGGUCCUGCCCUGUCCUGUCCCGUCCUGUCCCCUCCGUCCCCGCCGGCCGCUGUCCCCACCCCCGUGCCGGGUGACUCUGUCCCUCCUGUGGCCACUCCCGGGGCCACCUCCAGGGCCACCUCCGGGGCCACCAGGGAGGGGGGGAGGUUUAUAUUUAGCCGCCCCCGGGGCCGAUCGGGUUUCGGGCGGGCGCGGUGACAUGGAGGUGGCAGUGCCACCCCGUGAGGGUGGCCCGGUGGCCCCGGCCCCCGUGCUGGGGCUGUGGCCACCGGUGGCCACCAGCAAGCGGCCCAAGAAAGCGGCCGUGCUCUUCUUCGAGGUGGAGAUACUGGAUGCCCGCACGCGGGACAAGCUCUGCUUCCUCGACAAGGUGGAGCCUCAGGCCACCGUGGCCGACAUCAAGAACCUGUUCAGCAAAGCCCAUCCCCAGUGGUACCCAGCGAGGCAGUCCCUGCGCCUGGACCCCAAGGGUCGCUCGCUGAAGGACGAGGACGUGCUGCAGUCGCUGCCCGUGGGCACCACGGCCACGCUCUACUUCCGGGACCUGGGGGCACAGAUCAGCUGGGUCACGGUGUUCCUGACCGAGUACGCUGGGCCCCUGCUCAUUUACCUGCUGUUCUAUUUCCGGGUCCCGUUCCUGUACGGGCCCCGCUACGACUUCACUGCGAGCCGGCACCGCGUGGUGCACCUGGCCUGCUGCUGUCACUCGUUCCACUACAUCAAGCGGCUGCUGGAGACGCUCUUUGUGCACCGCUUCUCCCACGGCACCAUGCCCCUGCGCAACAUCUUCAAGAACUGCACUUACUACUGGGGCUUUGCUGCGUGGAUGGCGUAUUACAUCAAUCACCCUCUGUACACACCGCCAGCCUACGGUGACGAGCAGGUGAAGCUGGCACUGGCCGUGUUCCUGUUCUGCCAACUCGGGAACUUCUCCAUCCACGUGGCCCUGCGGAACCUGCGCCCCGCAGGCUCCAAGACACGCAAGAUCCCGUACCCCACCCGCAAUCCCUUCACGUGGCUCUUCCUGCUCGUGUCCUGCCCCAACUACACCUACGAGGUCGGGUCCUGGAUCGGUUUCACCAUCAUGACCCAGUGUCUGCCCGUGGCCCUGUUCUCGCUGGUGGGGUUCGUGCAGAUGGCGAUCUGGGCUCAGGGCAAGCACCGCAGCUACCUGCGGGAGUUCCGGGACUACCCCCCGCUGCGGUCACCCAUCAUCCCCUUCCUGCUGUGACACCGCGGGGACAGCUCAGGGACAUCCCCCAUCAUCCCCUUCCUGCUGUGACACCUCGGGGACAGCUCGGGGACAUCCCCCAUCAUCCCCUUCCUGCCGUGACACCGCGGGGACAUCUGCUGUCCCCUCCCUGCUGUGACACUGUGGGACACCCCUGCCCUGUGGGGACACUCUGGGGAUACCCUGUCCCCCAGUGUGUCCCCCCCCGCUGCUGUGACACCAAGGGCAGCCCUUGGGGACACCCUGAUCUGUCCCAGUCAGUCCUGCCCGGAGCCCUGGGGACAGCACGGGGACAGGGGACACGAGCCCCGUUGUCACCCUGGUGCUCACAGCAGGACAGUGACCCCACUGUCCCUUGUCCUCUCUCUGGUGGCAGUGCCACCUCCAAGGUGCCAUCCCCGCUGUGCCCUCCCUGGUGGCAGUCACCAGGGACAGCAGUGGCAGCGACAAAGCCACCGCUGGUGACAAUGUGGUGUCACCACGGCCCCCACCCCCCCUCCAUCCCUGCAGGUGACAAUAAAUCACAUUCCCCCA
Molecule: messenger RNA, 1799 nt
Organism: Cinclus cinclus
Lineage: Eukaryota; Metazoa; Chordata; Aves; Passeriformes; Cinclidae
Gene: TECR
Product: trans-2,3-enoyl-CoA reductase
Exons: 12
Coding region: 234-1265 (343 amino acids)
Biological process (GO): very long-chain fatty acid biosynthetic process
Molecular function (GO): oxidoreductase activity, acting on the CH-CH group of donors
Source: RefSeq, a predicted model, not a curated record